Messenger RNA from Oncorhynchus tshawytscha (Chinook salmon), 2566 nucleotides. Its product is annotated as zinc finger protein 431-like. NCBI's taxonomy places the organism in Eukaryota, Metazoa, Chordata, Actinopteri, Salmoniformes, Salmonidae. The record is from RefSeq and is a predicted model, not a curated record. The coding region runs from base 254 to 1531 and encodes 425 amino acids. The transcript is spliced from 2 exons. Gene Ontology annotation, cellular component: nucleus.
UCGGCUGAUGCUCGUUGCGUGACGUAUAAUCUAGUGGACGGGACACUUCUUCAACAAGGACAACAGGCUACUGAUUCAACCACAUCGGUUGUUCGCUAGCAAACAUAAAACCGGUAAUAUUUAGACAAUUUCUGUGUAUAUUAACCUCGGUGUUUUAAAAACACCGUCUGCGAAUUUACUAGUUACUUUUAUAUUUACGUUGUCAGCUAGCUAGCUGUUUAGUUAACACUAGGCUAGUCUAACGUUCCCGACCAUGAGUUCACUAUCCUACACCCCACCUGCUAAAGAAGAGGAGGUCUGCUGGACAGAGAAAGAAGCUCCCGUGAAAGAGGAGAAGGAAGAGGAGGCUGUCACGGUUAAAAAGGAAGUAGAGGGUGAGGCUGUUUCAGUGAAAGAGGAGGUGGAUGUUACUGUGGAAGAAGAGGAGGAUGCAGUUGAAAAAGUGAAAGAGGAGGAGGAUGAGAUUACUGUCACAGUUAUAGAGGAGGAAGAAGAGAAGAAUGGAGAUCUGAUUAACACCAGAGAGAGACAAGACUCUCACUCUGACAGCGAAAAGUGUCUUUCAGAAGAACCAGAGACAUCCAAACCAGCAAGACGACGCCACUCUUCCCAGUGUGGAAAGAGUUUUACCAAGUUAGGGAACCUUAAAAACCAUGAGAUUACACACACAGGAGAAAAGCCCUACCAAUGUUCCCAGUGUGGAAAGAGUUUUACAAGGUUUUGGAACCUAAAAGAACAUGUGAGGACACACACAGGGGAAAAACCUCAUCACUGCUCCCAGUGUGGAAAGAGUUUUAUCCGGUUAAGCCACCUGAAAGAACACAAGAGAACGCACACAGGGGAGAAGUCUUAUUACUGCUCCCAAUGUGGAAAAGGUUUUAUCCAGUUAAGGAAAUUGAAAAUGCAUGAAAUGACGCAUACAGGGGAGAAGCCCUACCACUGCUCCCAGUGUGAAAAUAGAUAUGUUUCAUCAGGAGCCCUGAAGUCACAUAAGAGAACACACACAGGGGAGAAGCCAUACCUCUGUUCCCAGUGUGGCAAGAGUUUUAGCUGGCCAGGGCAACUGAAAGAGCACGAGAGGACACACACAGGAGUGAAGCCUUACUAUUGCUGCCUGUGUGGAAAGAGUUUUACCCAUUUAGGGAACUUAAAAAGGCAUAAAAGAUCACAUGCUGUAGAGAAGCCGUAUCAAUGCUCCCAGUGUGAAAACGUGUUUUUAUCACCAUGGGAACUGAAAAAACAUGAGAGAACACACUCUGUAGAGAGGCCUUUCAAAUGCUCUCAGUGUGGAAAGAGAUUUAUCCAGCGUUGUCAUUUGAAAGCUCAUGAAAAAAUACACACAGGCGAAAAACCAUUGUGCUCUCAUUGUGGGAAGAGUUUUACCCAGUUAGGGAGCCUAAAAGAGCACGAGAGGACACACACGGGAGAGAAGCCAUACCACUGUUCCCGGUGUGGAAAGAGUUUUACCCGGUUAUGGUGCCUGAAAGCACAUGAGAGAAUGAAGAAGCUGUGUUCUGACUUAAGUUUUUGACUGAGAAGUAGCGUUUUUGUUCAUGUCACGUAAAAUCAACUUGGUUCGAUGAUAGAAUCCUUAGUUGCUGCCUACUUUUCUAAAACUUCUAAAUUAAUGAUACUCAUUGAUUCUUGAUGAACAUAACUUAUAAAAUGCCUCAUGAGCUUAGUUCAACUGUCAUACUCAGAUUCCAAAAUACACGCUUUGAUUUGCACCAAUGUUUUGUAAACAAUGUAAAUGUAAACAAACAUUGUAUGAGCCUCAAAACAUAUUAUAGUUUAAACUAUAAUUUUGGGUCAAACUAAAGAUUCUAGCUUUAAAGGUCCAAUGCAGCCUGUUUUUAAAAACAUCUCGAUAUCAAAUCAUUUCUGGGUAAUAAUUAGGUACCUUACUGUAAUAUUUAGGUACCUUACUGUAAUAUUUAGGGACCUUACUGUAAUAUUUAGGUCCCUUACUGUAAUAUUUAGGUCCCUUACUGUAAUAUUUAGGUCCCUUACUGUAAUAUUUAGGUCCCUUACUGUAAUAUUUAGGUCCCUUACUGUAAUGUUUUUCAAUUUCAAAUGGUCAAAACCAAAAUAACUUCUCAGCAAAGAGCAAUUUCUCAAUUGCAAGAAUUGUGAUGGUACUGAGUGGGGAGGGAACAACUGAACUAGCUCUUAUUGACAGAGAGGUUUUUCAUAUUGAUUUGAUAACUAAUUUCCUGCCUGAUGAGGAUAUCAAGAACGCCAACGUGUCAUCCUUCCAAAACAGGCUGAAAUUUCAGCUCUUACACUGAAAGGACAUGAUCAUCAUUUCCACAGUAUUAUUCCAACCUCAGUAUGGACAUAUUUAUAAACACGCGUUUAUGCACUGGGCCUUUUAAAACGCCUAUUCAACAAUACAUGUGUUAAGUCUUUUUUAUCUAAAGACAUUAAUUGAAAAAAUGAAGUAUGUCAGUUUUAAUAGCGAGCGCAACAGUUUCAAUUUGUGCGCUCUCUGUGAUUAAAUGGUCCUUUUCAAACUCUGGCUCUUCAAUGGGUUUGUCUGUGUGACAGUUUCAAUUUGUACUCUCUC